AUGAAAAUCGAACAUUUUGAUGUUCUACUUAGCAAGCAAUCCGAGAAGCCCUACACCGGUGGUGAAGCCGUUCAGGGGCAUGUUCAAAUAAGUGUCUUGGAAAAAGUUAAAGUAGGGCGAUUGAUUGUAAAAUUGAUUGGACAAGCACAGACCGGCUGGAAAAAUAAGAAUAGCGAAGUUCUGUAUGAAAGUAACGAGCAAGUGCUCAAUGAGUAUAUCGAUUUGACAAGAAUGCUCACUGAUUUUUGCGAUGAAAAUUUUAAUUUGGAAGAAGGCCUUCACCAAAUAUACUUUCAUAUUCAACUGCCACUGGAUGUGAUAUCAUCGAUUGAAAAAGAAAAUUAUGGUUGGGUUCGUUAUACGUGUUCAGCAACUCUCGAUGUGCUUGAUGAGGAUGCUAGAGAGAUUUUUGCUGAGCAUAACUUCACCGUGUUCUCUUUCCUCAAUCUUGACGCACCAUACAUGCGACAACCGGUCACGAGUGAGGAAGAAAACGAAGUACGCGGAUGUUGCUGUAAUCGUAAAGUCGGCGUUGAAUCUGCUCAGUUAACUAUUUCGGACAUGGGGCUUCUACCCGGGGAAACAGCGAAAAUUACAUUGGUAAUUGAUGAUGGUGCUAAAAGGAAGCGAAGGAAAUCGCGAAAAAGUCGAAAUGAUUGCGUGCUGCUCUCAUUAUGUCAACAGCUUGAUUUUUUAUCGCAGAAUCGUUAUGAACUUCAUUUGUUUGAUAGAAAAUCAUUAACAAUUGCUGUCGAAUCCAUGGGGACAUGUAAAAUGACAUCAGGUACAGGUCCAGAAACAAGGCACAUUGAUUUCCAGAUACCCACUGGUUUACAGCCAACUUCAAUCAAAGCGAAUGGCCUUAUUACAAUUAGUUAUUUCUUCCGUCUAGAUAUGCGUAGUUUUGAUGUUAUUGUACCAGUAAUUAUUGGAUCUAUGAAAACACUUGACCCAAUUAACGAAUGA
This is a messenger RNA of Cercopithifilaria johnstoni, 966 nucleotides long. The record is from the annotation of a GenBank genome assembly. NCBI's taxonomy places the organism in Eukaryota, Metazoa, Nematoda, Chromadorea, Rhabditida, Onchocercidae.